Messenger RNA from Dioscorea cayenensis subsp. rotundata (Guinea yam), 1000 nucleotides. RefSeq names its product adenylyltransferase and sulfurtransferase UBA4-like. Gene Ontology annotation, molecular function: ubiquitin-like modifier activating enzyme activity. The record is from RefSeq and is a predicted model, not a curated record. Lineage: Eukaryota; Viridiplantae; Streptophyta; Magnoliopsida; Dioscoreales; Dioscoreaceae. Bases 152 to 397 code for a protein of 81 amino acids. The transcript has 5 exons.
CAUAUUGUUACUUUUUAUCCUUCUUUGUGUUUUCCUCUUCUUCAUUUUGAAACCCAGCCUCUUUCCAUGGAGCAAAGCUUUCACCGAUCUCUUUCUCAUCACGUUUUCCAGUAACCAGGUUUCUUUGUCAUCGUGUUUUCCAAGAGUAUAUAUGCAAAGCAAACAUCUUUUUGGGUUUUCGUUAGGCAAGAGGAACCAAGGUUUAUUACCACUCGUUUGUGGUGCGGAUCACCGUUUUCAUCCCGUUUCAUGUGAUUGCGGACAAUUGAAACUCUCCAAGUCAUCAAUUCUGGUGGUUGGAUCAAGGGGUUUGGGAUCACCUGUAGCACUAUAUCUUACUGCUUGUGGUGCUGGGUACAGGAAAGCUAUGGAGAACACGACGAUAUCAUUUAGGUGAAAAGAAGAAGAAAGCAGUCCAGAACUUCAUGCGGCCCCAAUACAGCCCAUAUGGAGGCCGUAUGCUGGCCGUAUGCACCCCCGCAUGAAGCAAAAACUAGGUUUUGAGUGGCAUUCGGCCCCCAUAUGGCCCGUAUGCUGUGAAGGUUAUAAAUCCAAAUUUCUAUGGCAGAAUGAUGAACUUUUUGGACAGAUUUGGAGAGGGCUUCUUGGAGACUUCUUGGGAGACCUUGGGUAACCUUGGUAUGAAGAAGAAGGGCAAGGAAAUGAGGAGAUCAUCCAAGGGCAAUGUCAAGGGCUCUCAAGGCAUGAAGACAUCAUUAUUCAGAGGGGAACUCAACAACUAUUUGAAGGAAGGAGACCUACGGCUAGAGGAAGCGUCAUUCAUCAUUCUUUUGGCGGGGGAAGCAUCAUUCAACACAUUUUCUACCUCUUCCUUCACCAUUUUAUCUAGGGAGUGUCAUUUAUGAGUUUGCUUUGUGUUUUACUUGGCUUUGUUGCUUGUCAUGGUAUGAUGACACACUAGACCUCCAAGACCACUGGAUGUCAGUGAACCUUGGUGGGUUUUAUCAUGUAUUUUGGAUGAUUUUUUGUUAAUUCCAUG